Molecule: messenger RNA, 900 nt
Organism: Penicillium cinerascens
Lineage: Eukaryota; Fungi; Ascomycota; Eurotiomycetes; Eurotiales; Aspergillaceae
Product: putative FHA domain protein SNIP1
Exons: 2
Coding region: 1-900 (299 amino acids)
Biological process (GO): maintenance of RNA location; mRNA splicing, via spliceosome
Cellular component (GO): nucleus
Molecular function (GO): mRNA binding; protein binding
Source: RefSeq, a predicted model, not a curated record
AUGAUCGCCGGCGGUCUCCAUCACAAUCCCCAGGCCGGAGCCGCGAUCGACGGCGAGACAAUCGCGACGACCGCAGCUCGCGCCCGCGAGACAAUGACCACCGGAGCUCUCGCCGGGAUAGCCCACGACGUCAUUCUACUCGCAGCCCGUCUGGGAAAGAGAGUGGGCGAAGAGACCGAGACCGAGACAGACGCCAUCGAGCACCCAGGGAACGAUCUACAAGUUCUGCAGAUGAGCAAGGCCGAAGACGCAGACACCGCAGCCAUCGACACCGCGAAGACCGUGAUCGCGAUCGGGAUAGUGACCGGCCAUCAAGAAGACACCGAAGCCCGCGACGACGGUCUCGUUCCCCCAAACGGUCACCAAGCCCACGGGCAUUGGAACGACGCGACCUCCGACGCACCUCCCCCAGAGAAGGAAAAGCCCAACUUCAAGAACACCGGGCGGCUCGCCGCUGAAACCAAUACUAUUCAAACCGAAGACGGACAGGGAGUAGUCUUGAAAUACCACGAGCCCCCGGAGGCCCGCAAACCACCAGCGAAGGAACCCUGGCGAAUGUAUGUCUUCAAAGGAGAAGAGUUGCUGGAGAUGGUCGAGCUGGGUGAACGCAGCUGCUGGCUGAUCGGCCGCGAGCGGCUAGUGGUGGAUUUUCCACUCGAUCAUCCCAGCUGCUCGAAGCAGCAUGCCGCAAUCCAGUUCCGCUUCGUGGAGAAGCGCAAUGAAUACGGCGACCGCAUCGGCAAGGUCAAACCCUACCUGAUUGACCUGGAGAGCGCGAAUGGGUCUACUGUCAACGGUGAAGCUGCUCCAGCAGGUCGCUAUAUGGAAGUGAUGGACAAAGAUGUGCUCCGCUUCGGAUUGAGUUCUCGUGAGUACGUUCUCAUGCUGCCAAGUUCCUGA